UUUACACCAUUUCAAACUAAUUUGUCAAAUUACAUGUUGGGAAAAUGACGGUCUUUACCAAGAAUACGGUAAUUGCUAAGUGCUUGGUAGUGUUGUUGAAUAUAAACUUCAUUGUUUCUAAAGAACUUCCCCUAAACGUACAGGAAGUUUGUGAAAUAAGCAACGAACGGUUCCCAGAUCAUAACCACAAUGUGAGUGACAUCCUCCAUACUUACGAAAAAUGUUUCAGAACUCUGGAUGCGUAUUCUGGACCAACAAAAGAAUAUUUGUUGAAACAACUCAGCGAUAAGCUAGAAUGUUUCAAAGAGGACCUUAAACAGUUGUAUUACGCAGGUAGUAUAAGAUACGGUGAUAUGGAACAGGUCCAGAAUCUAGAGAGUGAAAUAAAAAAAGGUGCUCAUCUCGGUUUUGAAAAUGUUCAUACGAAAAAAAGGAAGUGUGAUGUCGGCCGGCCAGCGAGGUCUACAGUGAAGCACAUAAUUCCGUUGGUAUUGACAGGGACAUUAGAGGAGAAAAGGAGGGCUUGUGAUGCGAUUUUGAAACUAGAUAAAAAUGGUAGCUUUUCACAAAUGGAUAUUUGUACUCCAAAACUGGAUGACAACAAAGAUCCACAAGAAUUGACAGUUCCACUUAAAAGUCCAACGACUUACAAGAUCGACAGCCCAGAGGCAGAAAACGUUUUACCUCAAUACUACAAAGUGAUGAUGAAGUGCCUUACACUGACAACGGGACAUAAAAUACAAGUUUUUAAGUUUAAUAAGGAGUUUUAUGAUUGGUUGACACAAGCGGUUUUACCCCAUUUGAAGGAUGAUAAGUGUUAUCCGGCAUUCGGAGGGGUUUUGAGAAUUGUCGAGACCAUGAGGCAAAAGGAUUUUGUACCAAAGAAUUCGACAGCAAACUUCAUUUUCUACAGACAAAGAGAUCUCGACAAACAUAUCCAAGAAACAAAAAAGAAUCAGACCGACACGGGGAGAAUUUUCCGGUUUCCCUACUUUCCACUUAUUGUCGUAACCUGGGUUAUUUUUAUUCUGAUCCUUUGUAUUUUUCUAAUGUGGAGAUCAGGGCGGUGCUUUUGUGGGUGCUGUGGAUGUGGGAAAGAGUAUGACUCUGACAGCAGUUCUACAGAGGUGUUUUAUUAUCCAAUUGAAGAAACUCCCUCUAUAUCUCUUGACCUGGAUGGAGUAAGUUCUAAUCAUACAAGUCUAGAAACAGAGCCAAGUUCGAAAGCUACCAGUGGAGGAGAUCAUCCUUAUAGACCAGGAUACGAGACUCAAGUUUAUACAAUGACUUACGAGCAGCAACAAAUGUUGACUGGUGUGCCACUGAAAAGACAAUGUUCAAGUGAAAACUCUCUUUGUAGUAGUCGUGAACUAAAAUCUCCUGGAAAACGCCACAAGAUUUGGUCUGGGAUUUAUAAAUAAA
Messenger RNA from Macrosteles quadrilineatus (aster leafhopper), 1422 nucleotides. RefSeq lists its product as uncharacterized. NCBI's taxonomy places the organism in Eukaryota, Metazoa, Arthropoda, Insecta, Hemiptera, Cicadellidae. The coding region runs from base 45 to 1421 and encodes 458 amino acids. The record is from RefSeq and is a predicted model, not a curated record. The transcript is spliced from 8 exons.